Molecule: messenger RNA, 1878 nt
Organism: Leguminivora glycinivorella
Lineage: Eukaryota; Metazoa; Arthropoda; Insecta; Lepidoptera; Tortricidae
Product: cilia- and flagella-associated protein 45-like
Exons: 13
Coding region: 93-1700 (535 amino acids)
Source: RefSeq, a predicted model, not a curated record
GCAACUGGUUUCGAUUUAUUUACUACAAUUUACUACUCGUAAGGCGACAAGACGUCUAUUUCUUAUUUAUAUUUUAUAAUUAAUAUAAACUAAUGGCGCCUCCCACACCUAAUCCGCACGAUAGUAUUCCUUACCAUCUAAUUAGAAGAGCGACGAAGAGGAGUGAACCAGGCUGCUAUCAAUUACAUAGACCAUCCCAAUGUCGUUUAAAGUUUCCUGUAACCAAGCGUCCCAUCCACAAAUGCGAGUUACCGCGCCGCGAGUUCGUCAUGGUGCCGGAGAAGGGAGGGGGGUUUAGGAAGCUAGACGUACCGCGGAAGGAGACAAACUACUACCCUGCUGUUAUGCCUAAAAGCGACUUGGAGCGACUGAAAGAGCAGGCUAGGAUCUUCACCCAGGAGGAGCAGAUCGCGGCAAUGCACGCGCAGGAAGCCGCCGUCCAGAAAGCCGCCAAGGAGUCCGAGAUGCGGAAACAAAAGCUAAAGGAGAACCUCAAGCCUCAGCCUGGAGCGGAGGCUGCAUCUGGACAGGCAGACCCUGAGCUGGAAGGGCCGGAUCAAGCAGCCCACACCCUGAGUAGGAACGAGAUGCUAAAAGCGGACAACAUGCAGGGUCCGCGUCUGUGCAACCGUGUCAUCUUGGCUUCUAAAUGCCACGCCAUUCGCGACGCUCAGAUUGUGGAGAAAGAUCUCAUUAAGAAGGAAAUGAUGGAGGAAGAGAGACGCUUGGACGCCAUAAUGGAAGAGAAUCGCCAGGCUGCAGUGGCCCGCGCCGAAGCGGACGAGGAACGCCGCCACGGCCUGAGACUCCAAAACCUGACCGCGUUGAAGGAACAGAUCAGCGCCCAUGAGUUUGCCAGGGUGAUGGAAGCGGAACGCAUCGAAGAGGAGAGCAUCCGCGUAAAUCAGUCCAACAUCGCCAUGCAGAUCGACGAGGCUCAGAAGCUGAAGGAGAAACACGCUAGGCAGCAGCUGCUGAAGCAGAUACUUGACCAAGGCAACGCCGAGCUGCUUUACUUCAAACAGCUCCAAAUGGAAGAAGAACGAAUCAACGACCUCCGCGUGGCCAACUUCCUGAAGCAGAGACAGGAGCGCGAGUCCAAGAACCGCGCCGAGGCGGAAGCCAUCAAGGCGGCCAAGCAGAAGGGCAUCGACCACAUCGCUAAAGCGCAGAAGGCGGAACAAGAGCUGAAGGAAGAAUUGGAGCGCAUUCGUAACCUGAAGAUACAAGAGGACGUGGAGAGAGAAUACCGGAGGAAGGAGAGAGAAAACGCUAUACGGCGGAACAGAGAGAUGAAGCAUCUGCACGAGGCGCGCGAGCAGCAGAUCCACGAUAUCCAUCGCCUCAUCGCUCGCGAGAUCGCCAAGGACGAGCAGAGCUUCAACAAUGCGGCCAGGCAGAAUGAGGAGUUCUUGCAGAAAGAGAAAGAGCUUGAGAACAAACGCAAGGCGCGUAUUGAACAGCAUCGCCAAGAGAUCAUGAAGCAGAUCAACGACAAGGAGCGGGCCAGGGCUGAGCUGCGUGAGAAGAUUCACAACGAGGGCGUGGCGCUCAGGAUGGAGCAGGAACAACAGGACAAGUACGAGCGCAGAGUCAUGAAGGAGAAGGUGGCCGCCAUGAGACAACAGAAGGUCGCCGAGAAAUACGUGAAGGAGGUCGAACAGACCCUCAGCCACUACGGAUACAAUGACCUCAGCUAAAACAUGCACUGCGAGAUUUACAAUCAAGCCAAUAAUUUAUUUUUUAUCUACUAAAAGACGACUUUCUUGUGACUUCAUUUAUUUUUGAUAUUAGGUAAAAAGCUAAAAUUCAUCUGCUAACCUAAUUUUGAACCGGUCGGUGAUAUGAUACGAUUGAUCUAUUUGGGAGCAACGAUAC